AAGAGCGGGCCGCGACUUCGCGCCCCUCUUCGCUGUUGGCGUCGGUGACGGUGCAACUACCCCUCGGUCGUCCCGGAGCCGGGUUCAUCCGACACCCAAACCGUGCGCCCCUGUGGCUCAAGGUCGCCGCCAUGCCUCCUAAGUUCGACCCCAACGAAGUUAAAAUCGUGUACCUCAGAUGUACUGGAGGUGAAGUUGGUGCGACUUCUGCUCUGGCUCCCAAGAUUGGCCCACUGGGUCUGUCUCCCAAGAAAGUAGGUGAUGACAUUGCCAAGGCUACUGGUGACUGGAAGGGCCUUCGUAUCACAAUCCAGCUGACUAUUCAGAACCGACAGGCACAGAUUCAAGUUGUCCCAUCAGCUUCUGCCCUCAUCAUCAAAGCCCUGAAGGAACCACCCAGGGACAGAAAGAAGCAAAAGAACAUUAAGCACACUGGCAGUGUCACCUUCGAUGAGGUAGUUAAUAUUGCCCGACAGAUGAGGCAUCGUUCUCUAGCCAGAGAACUUUCAGGAACUGUGAAAGAAAUCCUUGGAACUGCUCAGUCCAUCGGUUGCAACAUUGAUGGCAAACAUCCUCACAGUGUCAUUGAGGACAUCAAUGAGGGAAGGAUCGAGUGUCCCACAGAAUGAGGAGGAAGUGCCAGAAAUCAAGUUUCCAGCAAAGUGAAAUAAAAUAACCUUUUGAGAUACAAA
This is a messenger RNA of Pristis pectinata (smalltooth sawfish), 692 nucleotides long. It is a transcript of the gene rpl12, whose product is annotated as ribosomal protein L12. The record is from RefSeq and is a predicted model, not a curated record. Gene Ontology annotation, biological process: translation. Gene Ontology annotation, cellular component: ribosome; cytosolic large ribosomal subunit. Gene Ontology annotation, molecular function: large ribosomal subunit rRNA binding; structural constituent of ribosome. The transcript has 7 exons. NCBI's taxonomy places the organism in Eukaryota, Metazoa, Chordata, Chondrichthyes, Rhinopristiformes, Pristidae. Bases 132 to 629 code for a protein of 165 amino acids.